Paracoccidioides brasiliensis Pb18 is the source of this 936-nucleotide messenger RNA. RefSeq lists its product as uncharacterized. Bases 1 to 936 code for a protein of 311 amino acids. The record is from RefSeq and is a predicted model, not a curated record. The transcript has 5 exons.
AUGAAAGUGUCUAUCUUGAGGUGGAAAGUUGCUGCCGAUACAAUUGGCGCUUGGAAAGAACAUCACCGAGGUUAUCACGCCAGGAACGAUCAGUGGCAUCUGACAUGGCGCGCGCCCUGCCUGAGGGCCAGCAACUCAGGAAGAGCUCUUGCAGGUUUACCUGGCUACAAGGUGGCUCAUGUCGUCAAAAUUGACCUCCCAGGUUUCGGUGCCCUGCUAGCGUCGCCAAAAUCGCUUGCCAACAGGCGAAGGCGGCUGUGUGGCCUGCGCGCGCCUCGCUCCAAGGCUUAUGUGUUUAUAAAGAUAUUGUGUCAACGGGAACCGCAAUUGGAUUUCUGGCUUGUGCCAAAUCUUGGAGGUGGUUGUCUUUAUCUAGAGCUCUUCUCAGCUCAGGGAGACGUGGUCACCGAAUGCCGACCAUGCUCUCUCUCUGAGAAAUUCUUCCCUUCACCAGCUUUCUCUAUUAUUCCCGCUUCUAGAUUCACGCGGCCUGAGCAGCUCAGCAAGGAAACUUCACAAGAUCUUCACUCAAGCGCACAGAGUCGUAGUGGAGCUCCACAAUCGGUCCUGACCAUAAAUACCUCGUCACCAUCAAUAUCUUGUCAGUUGGGCGAGCGCGCAUGCCAUGAACGACCCUUAGACGACGCGCGAGGCCUGCAGGGGUCCCCUACUGGUAACAUGGUAACUGGCCGCCAUUGCUCCGCUGAGCAGCUCCUAGGAAGAGUGUUGAUCCCUUUAGCUGGCCUAAAUCAAGCCUUUGGCCCAGACCGUCUACAAUGUACCGAAUCAAAUCGAUCUGGAGAAUGUGAACUCGAAAGCCCCUAUCGGGGCCUGUGCGAGCUGGAAAAGAUCUGUUCUCCACUGGAUUCUGCCUCCCUGCGUCAGCCAGCUCAGAAAUUCCUGAUUUACGCCCAACCAAUCAAAGCUUCGAUGUGA